AUGUUCAUACUCGAAGUUGAAAUACUCGANNNNACAUUUCUUUGUUCGUGGAGCAAGCAGAGAGAUUCCAUAAUUUGUCGGCAGACUUACGGCGUCUGGCAGUUGAUAGUCAAGGUGAAGUUGAUCGAGUUGUAA
Molecule: messenger RNA, 135 nt
Organism: Perkinsus marinus ATCC 50983
Lineage: Eukaryota; Perkinsozoa; Perkinsida; Perkinsidae
Exons: 2
Coding region: 1-135 (44 amino acids)
Source: RefSeq, a predicted model, not a curated record